AGCAGAAGCCAGAGCUCCGCUCACAUAUAUUUCCUCUCCUUUGGACUUCCGCCGGAACUAGCGACGCCACUUCCUCUACCUGCCGUUGUCCACCAUGGCCCCGAAAAGAGGUGCUAAACCCUCAGCAGUUGCCAAGAAGAAAUCUGAUAAGGUUGUGAAUCCAUUGUUCGAGAAAAGGCCGAAGCAAUUUGGAAUUGGUGGUGCUCUCCCUCCCAAAAGGGAUUUGACUAGAUUUGUCAAGUGGCCUCAUGUUGUUCGUAUUCAAAGGCAAAGGAGGAUCUUGAGGCAACGUUUGAAGGUUCCUCCUGCUGUGAACCAGUUUACGAAAGCACUAGACAAGAAUCUAGCGACACAGCUAUUCAAGCUUUUGCUGAAGUAUCGGCCAGAGGACAAAGCUGCUAAGAAAGAGAGGCUUAUCAGCAAAGCACAAGCUGAAGCUGAAGGAAAGACUGUGGAGUCCAAGAAGCCCAUUGUCGUUAAGUACGGACUUAACCAUGUGACUUACCUUAUCGAGCAGAACAAAGCCCAACUGGUUGUUAUUGCUCAUGAUGUCGAUCCAAUUGAGCUGGUUGUCUGGUUGCCUGCACUGUGCCGGAAGAUGGAGGUACCAUAUGCUAUCGUGAAGGGCAAGUCUAGGCUUGGAGCGAUUGUCCACCAGAAGACAGCUGCUGCUUUGUGCCUUACAUCUGUGAAGAAUGAGGACAAAAUGGAGUUCAGCAAGAUUUUGGAGGCAGUGAAGGCUAACUUCAACGACAAGUUCGAUGAGCACAGGAAGAAGUGGGGUGGUGGGAUCAUGGGAUCCAAGUCUCAGGCCAAGACCAAAGCCAAGGAGAGACUCUUGGCCAAGGAAGCUGCUCAAAGGAUGUCUUAAGUUUUUAGCUUUGAUGUAGCAAGGAUAUUUGUCAAUUUUGAGGAUGGUUUUGUUCUUCCCUUUGAACUUUGCUUCUUAGUGUGCUACUAAAUCUGUUUCUCUUCCCUCUUUUCGUUGAGAAUCAUAAUAUUUAGUACUGUCAGUUGAUGGAGGGAUUAUGAAUGAAGGUACUUUUGCUAAGAGAUGGCUGAUAUGUUAUUGUUCUGUGUCGAAAAUAUUGAU
Molecule: messenger RNA, 1093 nt
Organism: Linum tenue
Lineage: Eukaryota; Viridiplantae; Streptophyta; Magnoliopsida; Malpighiales; Linaceae
Source: the annotation of a GenBank genome assembly